Molecule: messenger RNA, 5171 nt
Organism: Puntigrus tetrazona (Sumatra barb)
Lineage: Eukaryota; Metazoa; Chordata; Actinopteri; Cypriniformes; Cyprinidae
Gene: adam22
Product: ADAM metallopeptidase domain 22
Exons: 32
Coding region: 328-3213 (961 amino acids)
Biological process (GO): proteolysis
Cellular component (GO): postsynaptic density membrane
Molecular function (GO): metalloendopeptidase activity
Source: RefSeq, a predicted model, not a curated record
GUGACAGCAGGUCUACACACUACACUACCCGUCAUCCCGCGUGCAGCCCGCUCAUGUAUAUUUAUGAGGCGUUUCUGCAGUGAGGCGGCUGGAUAUUAUUGAUGUCUUGCUGAGGAGGAGGUGGUGGCUUCUGCUCGGCGAAGAAAAAAAAAGGUCCUGGUUUUAGUUUUCCAGAACGCGCCCGCCGCUUGCGCAAGCCGCGUCUCGAUGCAGAGGCUGCUCGCGCGUCACCAGCGCGCGAGAGGAUGUGCGCGCCUUCCUGAGGGAGACGGAAAAUCGGGUUUAACUUGGGGGUUUGACUCGCGUGUCGUGUAAUUUCGGACGUAUAUGAUUAACCGCGAUUUUCUGAACCGAAUGGAUGCGGGAACGAUGCCUCUCCGUUUCGGGAUUUCCUUUCUGUGCCUCUUUGUAGCGGUGAUGAUCUCUGUGAUACAUACCAGCUUCUCCCUGCCUCAUUACGGAGACGCCUUGGUAAAGACGAGGGCUCGGCGUGAUGACGCCAGGUUCCUCGGGAGAGAGAACACGGUACCGGUCCGGUUAGUGUACCGAAUGGACGGAGACCGUCAGGCCGCUCAUGAUGUUCUCACCACACGGGUUCGAUUGAGCUCUGACAGUAAACAGAACCACAUGGCACAGGCCAGCUUCCAGGUGCAGGCCUUCGGACAGACCUUCAUUUUGGAUGUGGAGCUGAAUCAUGAUCUUCUAUCAUCAAAUUACAUUGAGAGGCACAUAUCAGAGAAGGGGAAUUCAGUUGUCAUCAAAGGUGGAGAACACUGUUACUACCACGGGAAAAUACGCGAUAUCCCCAAGUCAUAUGUUGCGCUUUCAACCUGCCAUGGAUUACAUGGGAUGUUCUUUGAUGGAAACCACACAUACAUGAUUGAACCAGGAGGAGAGAACACUACAAGUGAGGAGGUUCAUGUGCACAUGAUUUAUCAGUCUCCUGGUUUGGACCCCCCAGACGACUUCAUUUCUGCAGUUCGCCUGGCAGAGUCUCCGUUCCAAACCCCUCCACUGUCCAGUGCCGCCCACAGAAGGAAAAAGAGACAGAUAUCACGAAAUCCACGGAGUGUUGCAGAUGAGACCAAAUAUAUAGAGCUGAUGGUCAUAAAUGAUCAUUUGAUGUACAAGAAACAUCGCCUUUCCGUGGGACAGACAAAUAACUACGCUAAAUCUGUUGUGAAUAUGGCUGAUCUGUAUUUCAAAGAGCAACUCAACACUAGAAUUGUCUUGGUCGCGAUGGAAACGUGGGCUGCGGACAACAGAUUUAACAUCAACGACGAUCCUAUGGUGACGUUACGAGAGUUUAUGAAGUACCGGAGAGACUUUAUUAAAGAAAAGUGUGACUCUGUCCACCUUUUCUCGGGCAACCGUUUUCAUAGCAACUGGGGAGGAGCCUCAUACAUGGGCGGAGUCUGUUCACUCACUAAAGGAGGCGGAGUCAAUGAGUAUGGAAAGACUGAAGAAAUGGCCAUAACUCUUGCACAGUCACUGGGACAAAAUAUCGGCAUCUUUUCUGAUAAGAAACGCAUUUUAAACGGGGAGUGCAAGUGUGAAGAUAAAUGGUCUGGCUGCAUAAUGGAUGAUGUUGGCUUCUACUUACCCAAGAGAUUUUCUGACUGUAAUGUGGAAGAGUAUCAUGACUUCCUGAGCAGUGGAGGUGGUGCGUGUCUCUUCAACAAACCUUCAAAGCUCUUGGAUCCUCCAGAGUGUGGAAAUGGUUUUGUGGAGGCAGGAGAGGAGUGUGACUGUGGAAGCCCAGCCGAGUGUGCUAGAGAAGGAGAGAACUGCUGCAAGAAAUGUAUGUUGACUCAGGGAGCCAAAUGCAGUGAUGGUCUCUGUUGUAAGAACUGCCAGCUGGAGUUCAUGGGGGUACUUUGUCGUGAGGCUGUCAAUGAUUGUGACAUACCGGAAAUGUGCACUGGGAACUCCAGCCAGUGUCCUCCAAACCUGCACAAGAUGGAUGGGUACACAUGUGAGAAAGACCAAGGAAGAUGUUUCAAUGGCAGGUGCAAAACCAAGGACAGACAGUGCAAAUACCUCUGGGGAGAGAAAGCGACAUCUGCCGAUAAGUUUUGUUAUGAGAAACUAAACAUUGAGGGCACAGAGAAGGGCAACUGUGGACGAGACAGAGACACCUGGAUUCAGUGCAAAAAACAGGACGUACACUGUGGAUACCUGCUGUGCUCCAACAUUUCUCCCGCGCCCCGACUAGGAGAGUUACAGGGAGGUUUGACAUCUUUCUCUGUGGCCCAGCACAGUGCCUCACUGGACUGCAGUGGAGGUCACGUACUGAUUGAUGGCGACACUGAUCUGGGAUACGUAGAAGACGGGACGGCUUGUGGCACGGAUCGCAUCUGCUUUAAUCACAAAUGCCUCCCAGUGCAGGAAUUCAACUUCAGCACGUGCCCCGGCACCAAUGAAAGGGUGAUCUGCUCCGGACAUGGGGUGUGCAGUAAUGAGCUCAGGUGUGUGUGUAACCUGGGGUGGGCAGGUGAGGACUGUAACUCCACCUCUUCUCUGACUAAGCUGCUGGUGCAGCCCACUGCCAAAACAUCAGGCAGCAUCACUACUAACAUCAUCAUUGGGGCCAUUGCGGGCUCUAUCUUGGUCCUUGCACUGAUACUAGGCAUUUCUGCAUGGGGAUACAAGAGCUACAGACAGCGUCAGUAUGUCGAGUCUGACGUACACAGAAGAUUCUGUCGUCAAAUGCCUCCGGGUGAUUACGUGAAGAAGCCUGGAGACGCUGAUUCUCUGUACAGUGACAUGCCGCAGGGCGUGAGCUCAAACUCCGGCAGCAGCUCCAAGAAGAGAUCUAACGGUCUGUCUCACUCCUGGAGUGAAAGAAUCCCAGAUGCCAAGCACAUCUCUGACGUCUGUGAAAACGGACGACCCAGGAGCAACUCGUGGCAAGGAAACAUCACAGGUACCCGUAGGAAGCUCAAAGGAAAGAAGUUCCGUCCUCGCUCCAACUCCACAGAGUAUUUAACCCCUUGCGUCAAAUCAGAGUAUUAUGUAACUAAAUGGGUAGAAGAUGUGAAUAAAAACACUGAAGGACCUUAUAUUAGGACACUGUCACCCGCCAAAUCUCCCACUUCUUCAACGGGAUCCAUCGCCUCCAGCCGGAGAUACCCCUACCCCAUGCCACCCCUUCCAGAUGAGGAGAGGAAGGCCAACAGACAGAGUGCCAGGCUGUGGGAAACAUCAAUAUAAAAGAACUCCUCAAAACUGGUCUGCAAAACUCCGUAAGGAUUUCUCUGCUUUGGUAUGAAUGAGAAAACGAAAUAAGUAAGAAAAUAAGGAAUUCAUAUGGAGAAACAAGGGACGAGUGAAUGGAAGAGUUUGGCACGGUCUCCUCCGAUCUCUGUUUAGCAUUUGUGGCAUGGAGCCAUCUUACCCUGGACGUUGAGGAGCGCGGUAUCAGAAUCCCAUUCCUGCUGUCAUUCAUAAACAGGACUCAGGAACACGAUUUCAUCACGAGACCAACCCAGAAUGACAGCUGUGCUGAGCAGAAACAGAGACAACAACAGCCACUCGUGCCCUCGUUAAACCCCGCCCCCACACACGGCCUGCCCCGCCCCCAAACACAUGCUGUCUUGUGAUUGGUGCCCUUGAUGCCCGGGUGCAAGAAGCUCAUGCAGGAGCAGGAAGUUAACUAUUGUUUUGAACGCACGCUGUCACUGUAGAACCUACUGCUGUAUGCAUGAGAAAACAUGUUUAUCGAUUCCUUGUAGUGUAACGAUGUACAAAUGUUUUAAGAUCUUUCACUCAAGGGUGCCGCAUGUACUGAAGGACAGCUUCGUAGGCUGGUAAGAUUCAAUGCCAUGUCCGCUUCGCCAGAACAUCACCCGGUCACAUCUUCUCAGAGAAUUUUGUACAUAUGUCAUAUAAUUCAGAGUGAAAUGUGAGAGUGUAGUAUUUUUCGGUUUUGACGUUUGGUUUUGGAGAGCGUGGUGGAACGUCUUCUCCGCUUUGAAGUGUCUGUCCUGUGAUCGUCUCCCUAAAUUUACAGAAUUUGUUUUAAGCCUAGCGCACGCCACGCAGAAGCACCAUUUCGUGAAAUAUGAGACAAGCUCCGCCCAUUAGGUCCAGAGAGGUGGAGCUGGACUGAAGCCCCACCCGUAUAAAUAUAUAUUAAUGAGUUGUGAGAAAUAGGGCGGGGUUUAAGCAUACUAAAUGAUAGGAGAAAUCCAAAUUACAUCACCCUAAAGAAGUCUUGUUUUUUAAUGGAAGAUCAGGUUUUUAUUUAAAGCUGUCUUCUUUUAUGGAAUUAAAAAAAUCAUGAUUUUGAAAACAAGCCAGAAUUCAGAGUUUAUAUCUUGCAAUCCCUCAGAAAUGUGAUAAAGUCGGAAUUGUGUUAAUAAAUAGUUUGAUCUUGAUUGAACAUUGAGGUCUAAAAUGAAAAUGUUCACAAUAAUUUACAUUAAGGUAAUUAAUUUUACGUUUCACGACGCCUUAAGACACACACAGCAGUAAAGUGGAGAGAAAAUGAAAGGAGCUUCUGAAUCGUAACGUGCGCUAGGCCUUAGUUCUCUGUUUGUGCUUCUAAUAAGUUUGUCCCUCAUGCUCACAGCCGAAUGUAUUUCUUCCAUUUUAUCAUCAUCAGUAUCUUACGUUAUUUAUAAUUCUCUCGUAAGUGUAAGGAAUGUGAUUUUAGCUGAUUGUUUUGGGUACUUGGCUCUUUUUUUACCGCAUUCACGAAAACAACAAGAACUGAUUUGUGUCGUCUAUCCGCCUUAUUUUUAGCGGCCAUGUUCGACCAGAACGAACGCGUGUCAGCCCCUUCCGGUCCGUUACGACGCAGAAUAAAUACCAUAAUACAGCAAUCACAAAUACUGGUCUGUAGCACAAAUAGUUUGACAGUUUGUUUUGUUUCUUCUGCGGCUAACGAAUCAGAAGUCUGGCACAUUCGCAAAAAAUAUAGCUUUUUUUCGUCGAUUUCUUUCACGUGAAAAAUAAGGUGGAUGAAACAAAACACAAAUGGCAAGAACCGAUAUGCAAUCCAGAAGCGCAGAGGGAACAAUUACUGUCACGGUUUACUCGAGAUGCUUAACUAACAUGCUGAACUAAAAACCCCGGAGAUGAGUGAAUGUAAGACUAACCAUAUUUCCUUGAUAAAUUAUGAGAUUUCGGGAGGAAUACAAAAAAAACCACAUCCUCCCUGAACAACA